AUCAGUUUAAUAUCUGAUAUAUGGUUGCCACGGCCCAUGUGAUAUUAACUCUAUUUUUGUAGGGAGAAGGCCCAUCAAGAUAGCUUGCUAUCUGGGCUUUCGCGAAUCGCCUGUGUGUUGCACUACUGCACAGGCCCGGUUCAUCCCACCAACGAAGUGAAAACUUUCGAAAUUGCCGGUUCUGAGUUAAAACCGAUAUUGAUGAUUUACUUUCGCUUGGUUGCAAAAUAGAAUCAAACUGAACCAUUGUUGAAUAUAACGGGUUAUCUAUUAACCCAAGUCAAAAUCGAGUCUGAACCAAAGUCGACUAAGUAAAUUGGAACCCAAACCGAAGCUGGUAGGUGUUUCAUCGGUUUCUAAGAAUGAUCGUCGGAACAAAAAUAUUCCCGGUAAAUUCUGAGAGAAGAAGAGAUGGGGGAAAUGGGGAAGGCGAUAGGAUUGCUGAUAAGCGGGACGCUUGUGUAUCACCAUUGCGCUAAUCGAAACGCGACUCUUCUCUCCCUCUUUUCCGAUGUUCUCCUCGUUCUACUAUCCUCCCUCGCCAUUCUCGGUCUUCUUUUUCGUCAACUCAAUGUCUCGGUGCCUGUGGAUCCAUUAGAAUGGCAAAUAUCACAGGAUACAGCCAGUAACAUCGUUGCACGCUUAGCUAAUACUGUUGGAGCAGCUGAAUCCGUUUUGCGAGUUGCAGCAACGGGUCAUGACAAGAGGCUAUUUGUAAAGGUCCUGAUCUGUCUUUACUUCUUGGCAGCUCUUGGACGAAUCAUAUCUGGUGUCACCAUUGCUUACGCAGGACUCUGUUUGUUCUGUCUCUACAUGCUCUGUCAGAAUACUCAGGCUACCGGAAACUCUGUAUCGAAACGAACAAACCGAGAGAUUUUGGAACGAGGAGCACCUUAGGAGUUGUGAUCUUCCGUCUCACUCACAAAUCACAAUCUGUCUAAAAUUGUUUUCUUCUUUCUCUUUUUUUAUUCUGUCCAACCUUCACAUGUUCAUAUAGCUUUGGAUAGUUACAUUUCUAUACACAUCACUCGUAAAUUGCGUGGUUCGAAAUGUAUAUUUUUUCAUUUACCAUAA
Molecule: messenger RNA, 1074 nt
Organism: Eutrema salsugineum
Lineage: Eukaryota; Viridiplantae; Streptophyta; Magnoliopsida; Brassicales; Brassicaceae
Product: reticulon-like protein B23
Exons: 4
Coding region: 412-897 (161 amino acids)
Source: RefSeq, a predicted model, not a curated record